Molecule: messenger RNA, 1086 nt
Organism: Fusarium oxysporum Fo47
Lineage: Eukaryota; Fungi; Ascomycota; Sordariomycetes; Hypocreales; Nectriaceae
Exons: 3
Coding region: 277-1086 (269 amino acids)
Source: RefSeq, a predicted model, not a curated record
CCCCAAGUCUUAUAUAUAACAACACAUGAGCUUCUACUCAUUUGUGAAUAGCUCCCUUCAAGUGGCUUCCUCCGUUUACCAUGCUCCCUGCAGAAUUACACCACCUGACUGGACCCGCGAAGAGCUCACUCACGCAAAAUUGGGAGAAUGCUCCACCAAACUGGAGGAUCUCAGAGCCGAAUGCCAUUGGGGGCCUGAUAUGUUCGAUGCACUUGAUGCAAUGGAAGACGCAUUUCGCGAGUUGGUGAUAGACUGAGAGAUCAUCUCAGAGCUCCGAUGGCACGUCCAUAUAGAAGGACUGAUUCUCUCCUGCAAAAGAAACAUAUCGCACCUCCUGAGACUUUAGGUCUAGUCCUAGUUGUGGCUCAGCUAGUGCCAAAGAAUAGCAGGGAGGCACUGAAUCGCCUGCAAACCCGCUUCAAAUCAACGAUUCAGAACAAGGCUGCGAAUCAAGCCAAGGAGAACCACCGUGUCGUCCACGCGGAGCAUUACAAGAAGGCUGGCGAGAACCCGUCGAUCGCAUACGCACACGCUGACUCGUCGAAGCGUAAAUAUAAUAAGUUCGAAUCCUUACGGUUCUCUGAUGUUAUAACCCCCCGGAUGACGACGGACGAGGCCAAGGCGUUCCUUAACCGCCUGUCAUUCCAUAUUACCAAUCACUUCGCCCGGAAUGGGCCAGAGCAUGCAAACGACACAGGAGGCGAGGUCGGUCUGGCCGGAUACAAGAUCGCUCUUAAUGCUUGGGCUUUCCACAGCCCUUAUGAGCUGGUGAUCCUCGCCAGGUGCCAUGCUUCCUGUUGGCUUCUUGUGACCACGUCGCCAGAGACCAGUCACUUCUCUCUGAAGCAGAGAAGACAGGCUGAUAGGACCAAGAGCAGACGUCAGGAUAUGUUCGUCAAAUUACGGACGCAGAAUGCGAAAGGGCGCGACGCCCAUCGGCAUGUGAGCCCGGACAUGUUCAACAGCAAUGACUAUAUGCGCUUCGACCUGGAGCAUCCUCGACAGGCAGUCUCAGUCCGAGUCUCAGUCCAGGAGAACAGUAUCAAGACUGGAAGUGCAAGACCUACACGAGGACCAAGGCUAUAA